AAAUAAAGCACCAAGAGAGGUCUUUAAAAUAGUUUUGAUUCUUUAUAUGAAUGUUAUGAAUAUUCCCCUUUAGUCAGGUGGAACACUUGUCUCAUCAAAGAAUAAAUGCAACCAUAACACAUCAUUUGGCUCUGCCAUGAAAAAUAUUUACGUAGUUAUACUAAUGUAAAUGUUGCCUUCUGACUUCCAGCUUUUGCCUGGAAGACUUGACUAUGGUUACAACUCAUAAUUUAUAUGUUUUCAGUAUUGACAACAUAAAAAUCAAGGUACAGCUUUCCAAAGUUUAGUAAGGUGCAUGGGUAUGAAAGAUAAGUAGAGUCUGAAGUUGAUGGAAUAAGAAAUAUAGAGUUAAGUAUGCCAUUUAAAAGCAGAAAAACAAUUAAUUGAAGAACUAAAUGAAUCAUCAAAAAAUCAGGGAAAGGAAGAGAGAAUAGUGGGGAGAAUGUCAAGAUAAAAUGACAUCUUUCAUAGUAGAGAGUCAAAAGAUACCUUAAACUAAUAAAACUGGUACAUAGAUGUAUAACCAAGCAGCAUAUUAUUUAGAGGCAUAGAAGUAUGAACCACCAGAAGAGUUACAACUAAACCUGAAGGUGGGAAAACUUAGGGUAAGAGAUCUCUGCUUUUUAUUAUAUGUUUUCUUGUGCUCUACUAUUUUAAUUAUUUUUCUCACAUUCAUGAAGAAACAUAUCCUUAUCUAUAUAGCAGCCUCAAAAAGUUAUCUCUUUGACAUGCCACGUAAAUUUGCCUAUAGAGAUAGCUGGAGCUGAAAAGACAUGAGCAUCCCAUCCACUAGAAGAUUAUAUUAUUUGUUGAAAAUAAGUCAUUAAAAACUUUAAUGAUUAUAUUACUCACUGCUACUCUCAUCCCAGGUAAGUUCAGUUGACUUGAUGGAACGAGAACUCUCCUACCAAAAGAACAAAAUUGAAGUUCUGGAUAUACAAAGCUAGGACCAGAUCUUCACUCCAGUGCCCCAUCAGAGAUGCAGACUCAGACAUCUGGCUGGAGCCUUGACAUCUUUCCUCUCCCUUUUCCACUCUGACAACCAGUAAACUGUGGUGCUUAAGUCCAAUAAAACUCCACAGAGUUGAAUCCAGGUUUCGUCGCUCGGAUCCUAUAAGACAUUCAACAGAGUAGUCUUUUUGCUUUAGUUUUCUCCUCUGUCAUAUAGGAUUGAAAGUAGUUUCUACCAGAUGGGAUUGUUGUGAGGAUCAGAUAUAUGAUAUUUACUACGUUCUCUAGCACAUAGCAGGCACCAAAGAAAUUCUGCGUUUAAUGACGCCUUCCUUGUUACACAAUGAAUGAACAAAAGCAGGAGCCAUGUGAGAUUUAUCCUACAGUCCUUAAUAUCUACCAGAUUGAGAGAUUGUAAGUGGUCAAUAAGUGAACCCGGAAUAAACUAACGAGUGGGUGAGUGAGUAGAUGGAUAGAAAGAAGAUGGCAAGGGAAAGAACUUAAAGGGAAAAAAAAACUCUUUUGGAAACUUGGGGCAUCCAUGCAAGAAAAGAUGGUUCCUAAAAACUAUCCCAGAAUAAAUUUGAGCAUUAUUUGAUCCUAGCACUUGCUCUUUGCAGGUGAUGUGGAUCGUGUUUUAUGGUCAAGAGAAACAGAACAGAAGUAACUGAAUUUGUUUUAUUGGGCCUGUCCAGCUGGCCAGAGAUGCAGCCAGUUAUUUUUGGGAUUGUCCGUGCCAUGUACCUGGUGGCACUUAUGGGCAAUGCCCUGUUAGUUAUUGUUGCUCUCUCAGACUCCAAGCUUCAGACCCCCAUGUAUUUCCUGCUCAGCCAGCUCUCCUUUAUUGAUAUAUUUCUGACAACCAUCACUGUUCCCCAGAUGCUGAUACACAUGCUGUCUGUGAAUAGAACCAUCUCCUUUAACUGCUGCAUGAUCCAGCUGUUAUUUUUCAUGGCUGUGGGCAGCAUGGAAGGCCACUUGUUGGCUGCCAUGGCUUAUGACCGCUAUGUUGCCGUCUGUGACCCCUUAAGAUACUCUGCCAUCAUCAGCCGUCGCCUCUGUCUACGCAUAACCUUGACCUCAUGGGUGGUUGUCAGCCUCAACAGCCUCCUUUAUAGUGUGCUGGUCACCCACUUAACCUUCUGUGGCAACCAGGUCACCCACUUCUGUGACAUCACACCCUUGCUGAAGCUCUCCUGCACCCGACCAGUGGUCAAUGAAAUGCUAAUAUUUACUGAGGGUGUAGCUGUGGUGGUCAGCCCCUUCUUCUUCAUUUUAAGUUCCUAUGCCUGCAUUGGUGUUGCCAUAGCCUGCAUGCAUUCAGUUGCUGCCCUGCACAAAGCCCUGUCCACUUGUAGCUCCCAUAUCCUGGUUGUGCUGCUCCUGUAUGGCUCUGUGAUCCACAUGUACCUCCGGCCAUCUUCCAGCUAUGACUUGGACCAGGAUCACCAGGUCGCCAUCUUUUACACAGUAGUUACCCCUAUGCUAAACCCACUGAUCUACAGCCCGAGGAACCAAGAGGUUAAGGGAGCUCUGUGGAGGCUUUUCAGGAAACUCCGCAUCUCAGGGAACUUCCAACCCAGUUCUCAGGCAAACAGAGAUUGACAGCACAUCUCCUGACCCAAGGAAUUAAGAUCUAACUUGAAAAUGCCUCAAGUAGAUGGGUUACACUCCUAAUAAUUGGUAUGGUUCACAUUCCUGUGGAAUAAUCUUCCCUGUUGGCUCCCUCUUGUUUGGAUUUGAGAAGAAGUGUGUUCAUGAAUAAAUAGUUCUGGUCUCCGCUGAGUGACCUAGAAUCUCACUGCACUGGAACUGAAAAGAUAUUUUUAAAUCACCAAACCUGAACCUCUCAUUUUUCAGAUCUAAUAUGGGGCAUAGGAUAUUACUAAGCCAAAUUAUUACCAAUCAGUAUGGCUUGCAGAACUGUGAUCAUUUUAAUGAUGGUGUGGCAUGUACUGUUUUCCAGAGAGAAAUCAAAGGGAGUUACAAAACCAUUAUACAGAAGCAUGAUUUUUGAGGAAACCAUAAAGUAGCCUAAACCUCUCUUAAAAUUGUAAUAAUUUUAUAGUCUCCUGUCAUUUUCAACUCACAGUAAUAAUAAGCAGUUCAAUACUUACAGUGACUGAAUCAUUCCAUCUGAGCUUUUGUGUCACUCCAUAAAUGGAGUGAUAAUAGAGACUGAAGGAGAGAAUCUCCACAGUGGCUCUAACACCAGGAGCGGGUAGUCAGAUUUGGGACAUAUGGUAAGUAGAGCUUUGUAGACACAUUGAUAGACUAGAUGUAAUAUGCAAAGGAAAAAGAAGAAUCAAGGAUGGAUUGUGAAAAUGGGUGGAAGUAGUGCGCCAUUUCUUUUUAUGUGGAAGGUUCUGUGAAAGUGGACAGAAAGCAGAUUUGGUUACAGGGGGAGAAAUUGAUAACUUUGGCCAUGUUAAUUUCGUGAUAUCUUUCCAAGUUAAAAUAUUUCAUAGGCGGUUGAAUACAUAAUUCUUGAGGCUCAUGGAGAGGUUUUGUCUUGAGAUAGAAAAGUCACAACAAAAUGUAGAUGAUAUUUGAAACCAUGGGGCUGAAUAAAAUCACCUGUUAAGAGAGAAUAAUAAAGAGAAGAUAACUAUGGACAGAGCCCUGAAAUGGGUGCAUAGUCCAACAUUUAGAGGUCUAGGAGAGGAGGUAGCAAAGCAAACCAAAAAGUGGCCAUUAGUAGGAAGAAAGCAGGUAAAUUUGGUAUGUCAGAAUCCUGAAAAAGAGUAUUUCCAGAAUAUAGGAGUAGUCACUCUCUCAAAGGUAGUUGAGAGGUCGUUAAUGAGAACAGAUAAUUGAUUAUUAGAUUUGGAAAGAUAUAAAUUAUUGGAAACUUUGAUAAUUGAUUAUUAGAUUUGGCAAGAUAUAGAUUAUUGGAAAAUUUGAUAAAAGAUGUUAAAGGAAAUGUUAGGGGAAAAAUUUCAAUUACAGCCAUUUUAUGAUAAAAUUGCAAGAGAGGAAGUGGAGGCCAGGACAAUAGACACAUCUAAGAUAUAGUUUUCUGAGGAGGUAGACAAAAAUUGGUGCGUAACUUGAGGAGGACAUGAGUCGAGAGAGAAUUUCUUCUAAUUUUUGUAAAGACUAAUGACAUUAAGCGUGUUGAUUUGCUAAUAGAAAUAUCCAAUAUAUAAUUAAAAAUUAAUGAUUGAAGAGAGAAAGUAAUUAAUUAAGAAUAAAGUCCUUGAAAGGAGAUGCACAUCCAUUAAGGUGAUGAUUUUAUUUAGAAAAUGAGCCACUUCUUCCCCUGUAACAAAAAGGAAGUCAGAGUAUGUGGAUUCAGAUGUAGAUGGGCUGGUAGAUUUGAUGGUGGGAAGAUGACAUACUUGAAGAGACUUCAGCUGACAGUGGUGUGAGCAGGAUUAUUUUAGAGAAUCAUAAAAAAGAAAAUAUGUAAAAUAUGCUAGAGUUUGGGAAAGUGAAGUACUAGGAAAUGUUAUGGAAAGCCACAACUCUGCCAAUAUUGAGUGCCCAUUUGGGUAUUUUAUUCUCAAGCUUAAUGUUCGUUAAAUCAUGGUUGAGUGAUAUUCUCCAACAAUAGUCAGGUAAUCAAGUACAGUAAUGAAUAAGCAAAAUGUUGGGUUUACCAAGGGCUGGGAUUUUGCCAGUAGAGCAAAAGGAGGCAAAAGAAUUAAGGGUGUUUACAAGAAGGUGGUUAUAAUUCUGGACCAUAAACUGUAUUAUUUUUAAGGUGGGUAGGAAGGGCAUAAAUUGUGUGAUAAAUAAUGAAAAACAAUUUGAAGGGAUAAUGGAUCUCAGUGGUGUCAGAGAAUUGUUGGAAUUGGAGAACUAAAUUAAAUACAGUGAAAGAAUGGAAACUAAUAGGAAGUGAGAUGUUUAAAACUGAGAUUUCACCAGUGGUGCAAUUAUUUGUAAUGGCAAAGUCUAAAGAUAUGACCAUAUGAAUGGGUGGCUGAGAUGGGGUGAAGUAAAAGAUUGUUGGAGCUAAACAGGUUAGGAACUGAGAAGCCAAGUUGUUAGUUAGAUAAACCAUUUAUAUGGAUAUUGGAAUUUCCAAUAAGUGAUAAUUUAAUUGUGGUGGAGAGAGUUAGAGAAUUAGAUGCUGAAGUCAUCAAGGAGUAAAGGAGAAACACCAGAAAAAUUUUUUCCUUAUUUUUUAAAGAAAAAUUGUAUAUAUUUAAAGUGUGCAAC
This is a messenger RNA of Diceros bicornis minor, 5118 nucleotides long. Its product is annotated as olfactory receptor 1J4-like. Gene Ontology annotation, biological process: G protein-coupled receptor signaling pathway. Lineage: Eukaryota; Metazoa; Chordata; Mammalia; Perissodactyla; Rhinocerotidae. Gene Ontology annotation, cellular component: membrane. The transcript has a single exon. Bases 1591 to 2556 code for a protein of 321 amino acids. The record is from RefSeq and is a predicted model, not a curated record. Gene Ontology annotation, molecular function: G protein-coupled receptor activity; olfactory receptor activity.